AUGGAUUUCGGCCCCAACGUCGACUUCUGUCCGUAUCGGAUGGACUUGUCGCAAGUCCAGUACUCUGACUUUUCUAAUGUUCAGUACUUCCAGCAGCCCCCCGACUCCUCCGAUGAAGAAGCACUGGAGGAAGACGGCGAAGAUGAGCUUCCAGACGAUGUUCUCGGUGAGGAUCUAGCGCAGGGUGAGGGCGAGGGGCAGUCACAGCCGCCGGAAGCCCCCACGUUAUCCAGGAAAGACAAGAAGCAGAAGAGGGACAAGAAGAAGGACAAGGAUAAGUCGCCGGAUGAAGACCGGGAGGAGGAGCCCACCAGCCCCGAGAACAACGACAAGAGUGUGGGAUCACCAUCAAGCGCAAAGAAGAAGAAGGGCAAGAAGGGAAAGAAGGACCAAGAAUCGCAGCAGGCUUCCCCGGGCAAGAGCAAAGAAGCUUCCAAGGGAGGCGCCGACGACACCACCAAGAGUACCCCGACGAAGAAGAAGAAGGGAAAGAAGGACAAGAAGAACGGAAAGAACAGCAAGCCACAGGAGUCACCCAAGUCCCCGACUGAGCCAGAAGCCCCAGCAACUGCUCCAGAGCCUCCCGUCGCCGAGGACGCGAGCCGUGAAAACGCGCCAGAGGAGAGUGCGACGGCCCCUCCUCCAGAGCCAGCGUCCCAAGACGAGUCUCCACCAGCUGAAACGCCCGAGGCUGCUACUGGGGACGCACCCAAGGCUGCGGAGGAUGUGGAAGCUCCUGCCGGUGAUGUUGCUCCCACAGAGCCAGAGCCCGCUGCAGUAGAGGAGCCAGCUGCGGAGGCGCCAGCGGCCGACGAAGCGAAGGCUUCAGAUCCCGAACCCGCUAAGCCAGAGCCUGCUGCGGUAGAGGAGCCAGCUGCGGAGGCGCCAGCGGCCGACGAAGCGAAGGCUUCAGAUCCCGAACCCGCUAAGCCAGAGCCUGCUGCGGUAGAGGAGCCUGCUAAGGAGGCACCAGCGGCCGAUGAAUCUAAGGCUGCAGAUCCCGAGCCAGAGCCUGCUGUGGUAGAGGAACCAGCUGCAGAGGCGCCAGCAGCCGAUGAAGCGAAGGCUGCAGAUCCAGAGACCGCUGAGCCAGAAACUGCUGCAGUAGGGGAAAUAACUUCGGAAGCGCCUGCGGCCGAUGAAGCGAAGGCUUCAGAUCCCCAACCCGCCGAGCCAGAGCCUGCUGCGGUAGAGGAGCCAGCUGUGGAGGCGCCAGCGGCCGAUGAAGCGAAGCCCUCAGAAACCGAGCCCGCCGAACCAGAAGCCUCUGCAGGAGCCGAAGAGCCGGCUGCUACGCCACCUGCGCAGGAGUCAGCUCCAGCCGAACCUGAGGCUCUAGUCGAAACAGCCCCGGUGGAAACGAAGGAGGAGGAGGCUGAACCGCCCGCCGAGGCACAGGAGGGAGGCGAGGCUACUGAGCCACCUGCCCCUAUAGACAGUAUCGAGUCGCCAGCGGCAGUCGAGGAGAAGGAAGCUGCCGCAGCAGCAAUUGAAGACGAACCGAAGACAGAGGCACCUGAAGAGGCCAAGACCGAAACACCUGCAGAACCCGCUUGUGAGCCUCCAGUAGAGCCUAGUGUUGAAGCUCCAGUAGGGGAAAACACAGAGGCCUCCGAAGACUCCGCUGCUGCGGUUCCGCAAGAAGCAGAAGCCGAAUCUGCAGCAGCAGCCGAGGCCGAAGCAUCCGAGAAUGUCGUCGUUGAGCCAGAGUCGACGGCUGAAGCUCCAAUAGCGGGAGAGUCAGAUGCGCCCCAAGACUCUGCUACCGCCCCUAAAGAAGCACCAGAGACGGAAUCUUUGGGAGAAACUAAAGUUGAGGUUGCUGAAGAACCAAAAGAAGAAGCUUCAGAAGCGACCAAGGCUGAGGUUGUCGACACGUCUACUACCGACGCGGAUGAAACGGCUCCACAGGAAGUCCCUGAAGAACAGAAUGCCGACGCAGAGGCCCCCGUUCCGGAUUCUGCAUCAGAACCUACGGAAAAAGCACCGGAAGAUGCACAAAUCCCGUCAAAUGACGCGCAAGAUCCCGAAUCCCCUGCCCAAGAUGCCCAUAUCGAGACCAACGACCCUCAGGAGGGAGAGGAACCUACGAAUGUGGGCAAUAAUAAUGUCCCUGUAUCUAGCGACGAGGCCGCCGCUGCCGAAAACGCAAGUGGCUCUCCGGAGGAGUCUGCGAAUGAAGCAGUGGAGAUAGAAAAGGCUACAGACUCGCCCGAGGUAGAUGGUAACGAAGAGCCUCGACCUGCGCCAGAUGGAGAGGAGCCAGCGUCGGAGGGUCCAGCGUCUGACAGCCAGGUGCCUACCGAAGAACCAAAGGCCGAAGAAGCAGCAGUCAAUGACCCUAUCUCUGCUGAAGACACUGCCUCAGCAGAAACUGAAGCGACUGCAACACAAGCCCCAGGAGCUGCCGAGGAACUCCAGCAAGACGGACCCGAUGCUACGGUCGACGCAACACCGGCCCCGGCAGAGUCUGAACUGAGCGAGCCUCUCGCUGGAGGGGCGGAAGACUCACCACCAUGUCCCGUAUCGGAGACUAGCAACUCGGAUGAACCGAAAGCGGACUCCAAGGCGUCAGAUCCUAUCCCUGAGGAGGGCACUGACACCCCGGAGAGCCAAGGUCCUGUUCCCGCUGAUGGCCCUGAAGACUCUGUCAAGGACACACCAGUGGAGGAACAAGUUUCUCAGGAAUUGUUGUCGGCACCACCAGGUGAGACAGAAGAGAGCGCGAAUUCGGACAAUACUACCGAUGCUCUACCGCAAAGUAAUGUGGCAGCGGACCCGGAGUCUCCAGCCGAGCCUGAAAUCAGUGCGCCUGAGGAGCAGACUGCUGCAGCUGGGGACCCAGAGUCGGUGGCUGCAAAGGAGCCCGAAGAAAGCCCAGAGUCGGAAAGCACACCUGCUGAACCUACAGAGGCUGACGAGGCAGAAGAGAAGGACGGGGCGGAGGCUGGCGAGGCCGCUAAGCAAGUUCACUUUGCGGACGAAGACGAAGAGAUCGCGCCGCUCACUUCUAGCGCUGCCGAAAAAGACUCUGGCGACGUGAAAGAGGCGAACGAUGGCCCAAGCCCGCCAACAGACGGAGAUGCAGCUACCACUGAGCCUCCGGCUGUUCCUGCCAUGAACUCCGAUGCAGAAAUUGCACCCUUGGAGUCCGCUCCCGUAUCAGAGGGGGACACUCCUGUUCCUGCCGCCGGCGACUCAGCUUCCGACAAGGAGCCUGUAGCUGAUGAGCCUGCUGUUCCCUCUGAGGGGGAACCAGCCUCGCAAACAACGGUCGAACAUCCACAUGAUCUCGGAGAGCAACAAGAGGCACCUCAGGAGACUCCCGUGCAGGAAGGUGACGUGGGAGAGGAAGUUCAUGUUGCAGAAACAGCCCCCGAGGAGUCUGCAAGUACCGACGCUCCCGCCGCAGAGCAAGCGGAGAAAGCUCCGGAGGAAACUGUCUCUGAGCCCGUCGAGGAGCCGCAGUCGGAUGAUGCUCCGGUUGUUGCCGUGGAGGCUGCAGCCACAGGUGAAUCUGCCGAGACGUCGAGCGAUCCUGUCCCUGAAGCAAACGAACAAAGCCCAGAAGCUGCGGCAGAAGACGCGACAACUGUGGAAAACAUAAGCAAGGAGACGCCAGAGGACUCUUCGCCAAUCCCCGAGCCAGCCCAGGAGCCUACUAUCGUCCAUGCUGAAGAGACUGCGGGCGUUGAUGACGGCCCAGAGCCAGCAGAGAAUGACAACGCGCCUGAGGCCAUUGAGACUGCAGACCCAGAGAUUGAAGGCGCGAAGCCCAAAACAGAUGCCUCGGAGUCUGAGGAUGCAGUGGUAGAAGAUGCUCUGAAGGCUGAGGAACCUGUGCAAGCGGUACCAACCGAAGACUCCCCAGCCGAUGCUGCUCCAGAUGCCAAAGACCCCGAGGUAGUCGAGACAGAUGUGACUCCCAAUGUGGAGACAGUGCCAUCUGCGGAAUCAUCGGAGCUUCUUGAAGCUGUAGAGACAUCUGAGGAGCAUCAGACUGAAGAUGCUACAGCAGCUCCUGACGAGGCUUCUGGUGAGACCAAGUCGCCUGAGGACGAGGCCGUCGUUGAAAAAUCCACCCCAGAUGACCAGGAGGUAACUGAUCAGUCCCAAGACUGCUCUGCACCAGCUGCAGAUGUAGAAGCUGCUCCACUUGAUGCCACUGUGGAUGACAUUCCGACUGUACAAGGUGACGAACCUCAGAGUGUUGCUGCCGAUGCGGUGGAACCAGAAGUUGUCGAACCGGCUCAACAAGAAGCGGCUGCAGAACCCGAAAACUAUGAGGUAUGCGCCCAGAUCGGGGAGAAUGAGUCGUCAUCUGUGCCGCCGGAAGAGCCUGUGAAGGCUGAUGCAGCCGAUGUCGCUGAGACCUCGACAACUGAGGAAGCGGUUGAGGAACCCAAUGUGGCCGACGCCGAGGAAACGGGCGCCGAGGCGGGGGCAGCGGAGCCUGCAUCAGAAGGGCCACAGUCGACAGAAAUUGCUAAGGAGGAUGAAGCGACAGCGCCUGGCGAAUCACCCACCUCAGCUGAGGAUGCGGGCGAGAGUGCACCCGUCGACUCUGCCACGCAGGACGCGAAGGCAGACGCUGCUGACGAACCUCACGAGGCUUCCACCGAAGCAGUGAGUGAUGACCAACCUCCGGCAGCGGAAAUUGAUGCCCCCUCUCCCAAGGAACCAGAAGCCGAGCCGACUGAGGCGGCGGCCCUCGAAGGGGAGGCCGAUACUGAACCAGAAGCAACGGGGGAACCAUCUACGGAGCCUGCCACUGCGGACGAACCGGUUGCUCCCGAUGCGGACGAAGUCAAGGCCCAAGUUGACGGCGAUGACGGACAAGAGCAGGAGCAAGAGCCCAAGCCAGAGGAACCCAAAGACGAACCCGAGCCAUCUGUUUCGGGCGGAGAGGUUGCAAACGCCCCAGCUGAAGACGGUGCACCACCAGCUGAAGAAGCACCUGUUGCUGAAGAGGCCAAAGCUGAAGACGAGGUCGGAGGCCCCGAACCUGCUGAGACCCAAGAAGAGGCGGCAAUUCCAAGUACCGAAGCUCCGCCAGAGGAGGUUGCCGCUGAGGUCGAAGAGCCAACAUCUGCAGCUAUUGAGCCAGAGCCCGCGGAAACCACCGAGAUUGCAGAGGCCACAGAGUCCGCAGAGCCUGCAGAAGUUGUAGAGGAAGCUAGUUCUGCAGCAGACGCUGAGUCAGUGUCGGUUGAGCCAGAAGCUGUCGAACCGAAAUCCCAAGUCGCCGAGGAUACAGUUGUUGACGUUGAACCCGAGACACCGAUAGUUGUGGAUGAACCUAAAGCAGAUGAUGUGCCCGAAGUUGACGUGGCACCCGCUGUUGAAGAGGCUUCAGCAGUUGAAGAGGCUCCAGUGGCCGGAGAAAUCCCAGCAGUCGAGGAGAACGCUGCACGGGGUGAGGAAACCUCUACAGCUGACGAAGUGUCUAAGGAUGUGCAACCAGAAGUUCAAGUCGAAUCUGCCGUGGCUCCGACCGAAGAAGCAGCCGCUAAAGACGAGGCCGAAGCCGUGCCGGAGUCGAAGAUUGCUGAUGAGCAGCCACAAGCUGAAGUUGCAGCGGGAACUGCAACCCCCGAGGAUGCCCAGCCGGAGCCGGAGGCCGGACAGGCAGAUAUGUCGAAGGAGACUGCUCAAAUCACCGAGGAAGAGGAAAGCAAGGAUACCGUUGGGCCCAUCCCUUUGCCCAAAGAGGAGAAGCUCUCAUCCCGGUCGAAAAAAGGUGAGGAACCAAGUUCUUUGAAUGAUACCCCCUUGUGUUUUCGGGAGGAGUCUGAAGACAACACGCUCAAAUCUGUCGUGGAUGUCGAGGACACUGGCGUUUUGGCGUUGGAUUGCAUCGAACACACAGAUACCCCCCCAACUGUUUUGACAUCGGAUGAAUUGGUGGUCCCGUUGACCAGCGCACCGUCAAUGGCGCUGGUUCCGGAAACUGGAAUGAAGUCACUUGCAAGUGGCAGCUGCGCUGAGGCAGCGCUCGCCACUACAGCCACGGAGAUACGUCAGGGAGAGGCCGGCUUUUCCAGGGAACUGGGGCAUGCGCAAGAGGCAGAACAGAUAUUCGCCAUGGGCAACAAUCCUUCGUCAGCAUCGGUGGAAGCGGAAACACUGGAAGCGACCGGCAUCGAUGAUUCACGGAGCAGCAAGCCUGACGACGUGGCAGUCGUUGAAAAUGAAGAGCUGGCGAGCAGCCAUGAGCCGGAGAGCCAUCUCGACAAAGUCCCAAAAGACAUCAUAGAAGCUCCGAGCACACAUUGCACGGGCGUUGAUCAAUCUGUGUCUCAUAGAGCCGCAGGAGGAAUGGAGCAGGGAAGUGACGAAGUCGCGGCUCUUGCUGCUGGAGAAGAGCCGAACACUCAAGUCAUGACGGACGUCAAUGCUGCAGAUGUGGUUGAAGAUAUCACCGUGGAAGGCGACACAACCCUUCCAGCUACUGAGUCGCUGCUCAAGGAACCCAACACAAGUUACGAGGCAGUCUACCGGGAGACCACUUCACCUGGCUCAAGUCCCGUCGCUGAUGGUGCGGAAACCGCAUCACGAGAUGCAGAAGAGGAUGCUGCAGAAGUCGUGAGCCAUGACUCUUCAGGCAGCUCGCACAACCCGAUGGAGGCGGGGAACGAGCCAUUUGUCGGAGCAUCUGCCCAGCUCCUCGUUGAGACAGCAAAUGAGGGCCUUUCACGGUUUGGGGAAGCAGACGCUUCAGCUGAUUCGGUUAUCGAAACUGCGACUCAAGAUGACGUCGAUGUCGCGCCCCCAGUUCAAGCUGGCGAAGAGCCUACUCAGAAGCUUGGCGAAGAGACUUCAGACGGUUUCGUCACGGAAAUUUCAUCCGUGCUUCCGCUAGGCGCAUCCGCCAAGGCCGCAUCAGACGACGUGUUCGACGACAACCAUGAGUCAACGACGACCUUUGAUUCACGUACGGUCGUACCCUCUGAUGAGGGUGCCAUGCUUUGCCACAACGUCCCCGCGGAAGAUAAAGUCGAGCCAACAGUCGAGCCAACAGUCGAGUGCGCUUCUGAGCCUGCGGUUGAGUCCUCAGUUGGUCCUGCUACCGAGACUCUUGUUGAUACCGCCAUUAACUCCACAGUCGAGCCUACGUUUGAGAUCACCAUGGAGCCUACAAUCGACCCUGCCACCGACACUUCCGCCGAGCAUCCUGUUGAAACCACUGUCGAUCCCGCACCAGGGCACGCAACUGAGUCGUCUGUCGAUGCGGUUAACGAUCCCGGCGUCAAGCCUACAAUCGAGUCCGUCGUAGGACCUGAAGACGAUCCUGCCGCUGAUCCUGCCGUCGAAGCCGUGUUGGAAGCUGCAGUCGUGCCAACAGAAGAGCCUACCGUGGCGUCUCCCGCCGCAACUGCUGUUGAGCCAACUAUUGGACCCGUCGCCGAGCCUGCUGUAGAGCCUCUACCCGCGUCGGCUAUUGUGCCUUCUGCUGAUACUACUGUUUGUCAUGGGGCUGAAGUUGCCGUCGAGCCCGCAAUCGAUCCUGGUGUUGAACCUGUCACUGAAAGCACUAUCGAAACUGCCAUGGACAGUACUAUCGAACCCGCAAAUAAGGCUGCUGUUGAGGCUGUCGCUGAGCCAACCGUUGAGCCUGCCAGUCAACCACCGGUAGAAAACCCUACCAAAAGCGUUGAACUGUCUCGUCCAGAGGCAACUGUUGAGGGACCUGUGGAAAUCCUUACUGCGACUCACACUCUGUUCACCGUCGAUGGGCCCACACUUGAACCUUGCUCCAAAGAGACCGGAGAAGAAGCCGAGCAGGAGAGUUUAGCCAACGUUGAAGCUGCUACCGAAUCACCCGGCGACGAUGGACGGGCUGAAUCUGCUGUUAGUCUGUCUGUCGAAGAUACUGCUAAACCUCUGGUUGAUACUUCGACUGACGGCGCCUCCACGGCCCCUUCUGGAACUCGAAACGACGAAGCCGCUUCUGAAAGCCCUGUUGAGGAGCCCGCUGAGGGCAUCACUGGGUCCGAUACGGUUGUGUCUGCGCAUAGUGUAGCCGAUGAUGCCGCAGCAACGAGCUGCGCCGAUCAUCACGCGGUCAACAUAUUGAUCGAAGAUCCCGUUGAGGCUCCAGUCGAGGCUCCAGUCGAGGCUCCAGUCGAGGCCAGUACUGCAGUGCCCGUGGAGGCUCAUAUGGAAGACCACGUUGAAGCAAUGGUCGAAUCUCGAAGCCAGACUCCUGUCGAGGCUGCCAUCGAAGCUACUACUGAAGUCGCUGUGAAAGACUCUGGCGAAAUUGCAGAUGGAAACACUGCGAAAGACCCGAUUGAGAAGCCUCCUGUGGCAAAGAUCGAAACCUUGAUCGAGUGUCCACUCAAGUCUGCUACCGAGGCCAGCGCCAAUGAUCUUCCUGAAGCUCCCACUGGAGCCGCCACCGAGGCUGCUGUCGACAUGUCUACCGAAGCUCCUGAUGAGGUUCCCAUUGAAGUCCCUACCGAAGCAUCUACCGAGACGAUCGUUGGACCAGCCAUUGCACCUCCCGUUGAAGGUCCAAUCGAGGCUGCGGGUGAAAUUCCUAUUGGAAUGCCCAUUGAGACUCCCGCCGUGGCUGAUGUGGAAGCCUUAGUCAAGGCUCCGACGGAUAUGCUCAUUGAAGCCCCUUCAGAGUCAUCUGUCGAAGUCUCUGCUGAAGCUCCAAUUGAGGAUCUUAUCGAGACUUCAAACGAAACAUCAAUCAAUGUCCCUCUGGACACUCCAACCGAAGUGCUCGUUGAAGCUGUAGUGGAGACCCUCCCGGAGAAGCGCAACGAAGGCUCCCGAGAGCCUUCGGCCGAGACUACAGAUGAAGCAUCAGUUGAGGUUCCUGCCGAGACAUUCCAAGAUUGCGGCUCUGAACAAUCUAUCGGACCGAUUCACGACAUGCCUGAAGAUCCUCGCUCAGCAGCCGUCAAGCUCGCUGAAAACGAUGUUCGGGAGACCAAUGUUACGGAAGGCCAAGCCACUGCUGAGGUAAAUGAAGUUGUGCUUGGUAAUUCCAGUAGCAGUGACCGCCUGGGCGUGAAGGCAGAAGAGCCUGUCGAGGUUCCUGUCGAGUUUGCGACUGAAACUAGUCCCUACCCGGUAGCGGAAGAAGCUGUCAUGGGGACCAUUCGGAAAGACAUAGCUACUCCUCAUGAAUCUAUAGGCUCUUCUGAAGGACUUCCCUCUUCAGAUCUCGCAAUCUCAGUUAUCACGAGCGUCGACCCUCCCGCCAUCGGUUCCGAAGCUGUUACGGACGAACGCGACAAAGCCUCAAUGGCCGAAGAUCUCAUGCAAGACGUUAUCGAACCUGUCAUUGCAGGCCCAGCCGAAGACACGCCAACUGAGACGGGGGUGAAUACACCUGUUGUCAGCGACUCUCACGCAUCCGCAAGUGUAGAGCCUGUCGUGGAAAGCUCCAGUGUCGUUUCGGAUGAAGUCGCUCCAGAAGUUGAUGCAAAAACUGCUGCCAGGGAAGAGAUGAACGAGGCUGCCGAGGGGCCCAUGGACCAUGAUCCUGCUUCUACGGCGAACCUCGCUGUGGUAGCCAUCGUGGCUGAACCCUCAACGGAAGGAGACAUCGAAGUGGCUGCUGGGGUAACACCCGCUGAAGCUGUCCCUGAAAUGGCUGCCAAAACCUCUAUUCCAGUGGACAAUCAAGAGGAACCUGUGUCAGAAACGACAAUAGAUGCUCCUGGCCCCAGGGUUGAUGCCGAGGCUCAUGAAGGCACAGUAUCUGCGGCGGCUCUUCCUGAAGCAGCUCUUCAAGAGCUCGUUGUUACGGCUCCUGUUGAUGACCCUCCGGAGGAUACUGCAGACUGUGCAGAGCCUGCUCUCGAACAACUUGAGGCGGAGAGAGACGCGACUAGCGAGGUGACUCAAAGCAACGCGGCGCAAGAAUCACAGGAUGUAAGCGAAGUGGUCUCUGCAGAGCCCAAGCCUGUCCCAGUUCCUGUGGAGACUCCAAUCAUUCUCGAGCAACCCGUUGAAGAGGACCGCCCAGCGGUCGCAGUUGACGCCACGAUUGUGUCGUCCGCUGCCGAGACUGCGAAGUCAGAUGAGUCCAUCGAUGGAUCCUUGCAGGCACCACUCGAGGAGGCCCCAGAACCGCAAGCAGAGCAUGAAGGUGUCGCCACCUUGGCUGAGGAAGCACACAUUGCUGGCGCUGUUGAUGUCGCUGCGCAAGUCCAUGAAAAGACUCUCAUUGACAACCUUGACGAGUCUGUCAGCCGCGAGAGCCCAUCUGACGUUCCUACCGUGUCUGCCACGGGUCUCACUGAGGAAUCGGUGGAUAUUGCAGUAGCACCUGCUCCGGCGACUGACAGCGCGAAGACCAUCGCGGAGACAGCCGAUGAGCCCCUUAUUGACAACAUUGUCACGGCCGCUCGCUUUUUAGCCGAGCCCGAUGCUGGCCCUGUCCCUGAAGGUCCUGCCGAUGUCACCAGCGAUGCAUUUCUGCAAGGCGGACCUCAGCCUGCCGAUGAUGAUGCUAUCGUCGACAUCCGGACAGAAGACAGUAUUGAAGCCUCAGAAGUUGAUCCAGUAGAAACGCCUACUGGGAGCGACGUUGCCAACGAGAUAGUCGUCGAUGAACCCUGCAUCCAAGACAACAUGGUGGCUCCUACUCAGAUCUCGGCAAAUGAAGAGCCCGUCAAUGCUACUACCGAUGCCUCUCAGCUCGUUGAAACUUCUAAAGCCAUAGUUGAGCCCACGAUGGAGGAUAUGGCCACUGUUGACGCUGUCAUCGCCGGCACUGGCACCUCUGAAGAGAUUGUGGAAACUCCUUCCGAAGUCAAUGAACCCAUAGGAAAGACAGCUCUGGACAUUUUGACCGAGGCCCCGGUUCAAAAUCUUGGCGAGACCUUCACAGGAGAGUCUGUGAAGGCACAGACCGAAACUGCGGCUGAAGCACGUGUGGAGAGUGCGGCGGUGCAUCCCGCGGUGGCAUCUAUCGAGGCCAGUGAUGGUACAGAUACGGAUCAGGGUGACGCAUCGCCUGUUCUAGAUCUUGUCGAGGUCCCUCCCCCGCCGUCUCCUUCAACUGCUCGUCAGGAAGCCAAUAUUGACAGACUUGAUGUGGCUGGGGAGACUGGCGAUGACAGAACUCAUGAGGAGUCCACCCAGCUACCAGCUGGAGGAAGUGUUGAUGCAUCUGAAGAUAUCGACACGAAGACUUCCAUUGCGCCUGCCACUGAGACAAGAGCUGAGGCUUCUGAGCUCCAGCCGCCUGAGGGAACACACGAAUCUUUCACAGCAGACUCAGCUGAUCAUGAGGCCUCUAUCGCGGACCCUACCUUGGUACUGGACAUUUCCGCUAGAUCUGUUACUGCGGACGCUGCUGAGGCCAUCGUCGGGGACGGGCAAGAAAGCUCAAACCAGACCCGAGACCAGAUCGAGACUCUUGAUGAGGCUAGUGAUGGCGACAAGGCUGCCGACGAGGUCCACGCGACCGAAGCCGAAGCUCUCACCGCCACAAUCGGUGAGGCUCCUGUUCCCACGGAAGCUUCUGGUAUUGUGGCGGAGAUCAUCGCUCCGACACUUGCGUCCUCCGAACCCGGCAUUGACUUGCCAGCUCAUUCGGCUGAAAGUACUCCCUCCGAUACUCCCAAUGUUGACUCUGACAUUUUGGUUGAGACUGUUUCGCCAUCUUCUACGGAGGCUGGCUCGGAGACUGCCUUGGAAGCUGCAGCCAAUCCCGUCGAGGCUAUCGCACAUGUAGCUCCAUCAUGUGCUGACUCUGAUGGUGCUGACGAAGUCUUUGCUACCGCGUCGCCCGGGACAGCUGUUGAAGUCUCCGGUCUUCAUGAGCCAGAAAGCCUGGAUGAGGUGGGAACUGAGGCUCCCGAGAAGCCAUCUGUGGAAAUGGCAGCGGAGGCAGCGGUUGAGCCUCCUGUUGAGCAGACCAUCGACUUGUCGGCUGCAAGCUUGAACAAGACUUUGACGGAGUCUUUUGGCGAAAGUCACAGUGAAGAACUCCAUGAACCAACGAUUCGAGAGAUCCCAACCAGCCUUCAAGAGCAAGGUUCUCCAGGCAUUAUCGCCGACGAUACGGAGGAACCCACUCAUACCUUACCUGAGGGAACAACACAGGGUCUUGAUGGGACAGCAGCCACUACAAGUGAAAUCUCCACGGUCAAUGAGGCACCCCCCACUGAAUUGACGGCCAAAGACCAACUCGUGGCCAUCGACGGUCAGAAGCCAGACGACAACAUCGUGCAAAGUAACGAAGAAGUCCGGCCCGAGUCGAGAAGCUUAUCGUUCCACGACAUGGCGGCUGAGCAUGUGGAUGAGCCAGUGGAAGAGCAACUCACCUCGCUCAGCGCGGAAACUUCGUCGCAGGAAAAUUUCCACCCAGUAACAUCGUCAAUUGAUGAUACUGGCGUGGAGGCUCAGGUGCUCGAUCAAGAAGCAGUUGAGCCAGCCGAAGAUCAUGCUGAGGAGGCGGAAAGUAUCCAAAUUGAGACCACUGCCUCAAGAGUAUGGCCUGGCACCGAUGACCCCGUCUCAGAGAAGACUUCGGGUCAGACCGAGAUGCCGUCAGAGGCCCUAGAGCCAACUUCAGAACCCGGCCCGACGGUCGACAAUGGAGCAUCUUCGAAGGGCCUAACGGAGGAUCAUGACGUUCCCAAAUGUGCCAUUGAGGACGCCCCUGCGUGUUCGAACGAGCCAGCUCUUUGCAGCGAGGCAUCUGACGACGCGAUCAAUGUGCCCUUGUCAAGUGAGAAGACAGCUGAAAAACCUGUCGAGGUCACUGAUUGCUACCUGGAAGAGUCAAGGCAGCACAUGCCAGGAGGAUUUCCCGCAGAGUCUCUAGGGAGUCAAGCAGGGCCAGGCACUUCGGAGCCACCUUCAGACCCCGUGCACCGCCCGAUGCAAGACUCUGCAAUGAUGCCAACAGCCGCAAGCUUGCCACCUACCAUUCCAGUGACCACAAACCUACCUGAAGCAGAAUCAUCUCCUCCAGCAGCAGGCACAGAAUCUGUGGAGCAUGACCAGACCAUGUUCGUGGAUGCGCUGGAAAGCCAGGAAGACGUCACACUGCCGGUAGCGGAAAGCAAAAAUGCAGUUGAACUGAGUCCCUCGCCGAUCCUAGCCGCCCAAGUUCCAGAGGAGUCUGAGGACGCCUGCUCGGGCGAUGUGUCGAACCAUCAACUCGAGUUGGCGGCUGGAGCGACUGCCAUCGCAGCCGCGGCAGGAGUUGCGGCCGUAACUCUAGCCCUCAACACAAAAGGCGACUCAUCGAAGGGAUUAGUCGCGGCAGAGCCAUCCACCGGCCCUGUCACCACCGACUUGUCUCUUGAUGUGGAUGUCCCACGGGAGCUGCCGUCGCAAGGAUCACCCGCUGGCAGUGCUUUGAUCUUGGAGCAGUCUCACAGCCCAGAUGAGCCAGACAACAAGCCUAUUGACACAUUGCAAGCCUUCCCAGCUACAGGUGCGCACGAUGCCGUCAUUAAUGAGGCGUCUGUCCCUGCCUCAGAGGACGGACCAAGUGUGUUAGCAGGGGUGAAGAGCGAAUUUCAGCCAGGAUCCUUGAGGCCGUUGCCAGCCGAAGAUACCGAGCUUCGAGCGUCAACGCCCGCCGUUGUACUCCCUGAUGCAGAGAUGGUCACCCUUGAGCGUCAGCGCACCCUGCGGCGAAUGCAGAAGCGGGCUGUUCGAGAAGCUGAAGACACGGUCGCGGCAGCUGUGGUGAUAUACGCAACAGCUGAAGCGCUGAGUCCCCCAGAAAGCCCAAGACUUGGCUCCUCCGAUGUUGGAGAAAGCAGCAGUGUGCCGGUGACGGUUCAGCAGGAUGUCUUGGAACCCCAAGCCGCAGAAACUCAGGAUGAUGUCCCUCGUGGAAGAAGACUUCAAGGACAUGAGACAGACCUCCGCAAAUCUGUUACUGACUUAUUUACAGAGGCCAGAUCUAGGGACCUCGGUCCCUCGAGCAGUGACCCAGACAGAGAGCGGCAUCGCAAGCACCGGCACUCGCAGCACUCGUCGACCCAUUCAAGCAGAAGUCGCGAGGAUGGCGGCAAGGAUGGCCGUCGACGCUCAUCACACAGCUCCCGCCAUCGGUCGAACGGCGCCAGCUCCAGUGUAGACAAAACACCCCCGAGAACGCCACGACGCCACGACAGUGGUUACUCUGGUGACAGCUCGGGAGGCUCGGGCAAGCGACGGAGAACGCCCGAGGAGCAAGCCGAUCAUGAGAGGCGCAAGGCAGAGAGAGCCCUCAAGGGGAAAGAAGCCGAGCGACGCGAAACACCUAGUCGCGACCGCAAAAGCAGGGAGACUGAACCUCCUGCGGACCGCAGCAACAGGUCCUCCCGACGCCAAAGCUAUUCAAGUCACACUCGGUCAGACACUGCUAGGAUCUCGGCCACCGUGGAGCGGGAGCAGUCUAUCGUCCAGCCCGAGAAGCGCUUCUUCGACGUGAAGAACGCCGAGGGCAUCGUGGGACACGGACCGCCAACGCCGCCCAUCAUUCGCGAUACCGUGAUCCCUCCAUCAUCGUCCAAGGAGGCGUCACCGCGCGUUGAUGCACCCAGGGGCUCUACAAGCACUCGCAGCAGACGUAGCUCCAGACGCCAAUCAACGGACCAGGGGCGCCCGAAGACACCCAAGCCAGAAGAAGAAAACGUGUCCGAGGAGCGGAAGUCCCCGAAAUCAUCCUCGUCCAAGACAUCGCCCAAGGCUUCGCAGUCGUCUGGUGGUGAAGACGCCGCCCGCCGAGCCAGGCGCAGCGAGCGAAGCAAGACCGCAGAUGGUCAUAAGAAAUCGGGCGGCCUCCGCGGUCUCGUCAAGAGACUUUUUACGUCGUCGUAA
Purpureocillium takamizusanense is the source of this 14796-nucleotide messenger RNA. RefSeq lists its product as uncharacterized. The transcript has 2 exons. Bases 1 to 14796 code for a protein of 4931 amino acids. Lineage: Eukaryota; Fungi; Ascomycota; Sordariomycetes; Hypocreales; Ophiocordycipitaceae. The record is from RefSeq and is a predicted model, not a curated record.